Molecule: messenger RNA, 921 nt
Organism: Candoia aspera
Lineage: Eukaryota; Metazoa; Chordata; Lepidosauria; Squamata; Candoiidae
Product: olfactory receptor 5A2-like
Exons: 1
Coding region: 1-921 (306 amino acids)
Biological process (GO): G protein-coupled receptor signaling pathway
Cellular component (GO): membrane
Molecular function (GO): olfactory receptor activity; odorant binding; G protein-coupled receptor activity
Source: RefSeq, a predicted model, not a curated record
AUGGAGAACCAAACUGACUCCUCAGACUUUAUUUUGCUUGGACUUUCCAGUGAUCCUCAACUACAGAUUUGGUUCUUCUUGAUAUUUUCAAUCAUUUUUCUGAUCACAAUGUCAGGAAACAUCACAAUCAUUCUGAUAAUAAGAAUGGGUCCUUCUCUCUCUGCACCCAUGUACUACUUUUUAUCUCAUUUGUCCUUUGUUGAUAUAUGCUACUCAACAAAUAUUGUUCCUAAAAUGUUAAUGAAUUUUCUUAUGAAGCAAAAGACCAUUUCCUUCACUUUCUGCAUUUUGCAAAUGUUUUGUACCCUUCUGCUAGGUGUUACAGAGAUUUUCCUACUUUCAGCAAUGGCUUAUGAUAGAUACACUGCUGUGUGUCAUCCACUUCAUUACAUAAUGAUCAUGAAUAAAGCAAUAUGCAUGUACUUGGUUUUGGGAGCAUGGCUUAUGGGCUUGUUAUCUGCAACCUUAAACACAGUACCCAUUUUUGGCUUACACUUCUGUGGCCUCCAUGAAAUUAAUCACUUCAGCUGUGAACUUCCUCCACUGUUGAAAGCAUCUUGUUCUGACACUUUCCUUAAUAAUGUGAUCCUUUUGUGUUUUGCUGUUAUGUGUGGGCUUGGUUCCUUCUUACCAACAUUGGUCUCCUACGUUCACAUCAUCUCCACCAUCAUGAAGAUUCAUUCUGCAGAAGGCAGAAGCAAAGCUUUCUCUACCUGUAGCUCCCAUCUCAUUGUGGUAGGCUUACAAUAUAUGACAGGAAUGUCCCAGUACAUGAAACCCAGCAAUAUUUCUUUCAUUACACUGGAUGAGCUUAUCUCUAUUCAGUAUAACAUUUUGACCCCAAUGCUGAAUCCAAUUAUCUAUAGUCUGAAAAAUAAGGAAGUGAAGAGAGCAUUUGAAGGAAUGUUUAAGAAAAAAUAA